AUGAAUAAUAAGGAGGUAAUCAAUUUAUACAUAGAAGACAGAUAGGAUAUUUUAGAAUGGAUUGGAGAUGAAGUAGAAAUAGAUGUACUAGAUGAAGUAGUAACAUUUAUUAUAAAUGAUAUAAAACAAAAAUAUCAAACUGAUUUGUUAACUUUGAGAGAUUAAGAGAAUCAAUAUUAUGACAUUGAUUAGAUAAUAGAAUUCAAAAGACCUCAUACAUAUAUUACAAUACCAUAAAGAUAUGAUGUAAAAACAUUGGCAAAGGUAUUAAAUGGAAUAAGCUAAGAAUGAAAUAAGAUUAAAUAGAAACAUUUACAUUAUCAAAAAUGAGAGUGUUCUAUUAGAAAAGUAUAAAGGUGCUCGUAAAGUAGAGAGUGUUGAAUACUAACUUAUAGCUAUUAAAAAGGCUAAUCAAAAAUAUGUAGAUACUUUAAAAGGCAUUUUCGAUGAUUUAGUGAUACAACCUAAAAAACGUAACUCAAUUAAGAAUGAUAUAUAAAAUCCUGUUCAAUUUUAAAAUGAACCUGAAUCUCCGAAAUUUGGAUAAUCUCCUAAAGAAUGUGUAUCGCCAGGUUGGAUAUAAAGGAAAUCAUUAAAUGAUAGUAAUAAGAAAAAUGAUUUAAAACAAUUUACAAUCGACGAGGUAUGACUAUCCUACUGAGAGUAGGUGGCAAAACAUAAUUCUAUUAAUUCUGCAUGGAUUGUUAUCAAUUCCAAAGUCUAUGAUGUUACUAAAUAUUUGAAUAAACAUCCUGGAGGCCAAGAUGAAAUUAUCAAAGGAAUUGGAACUGAUGCUACUGCUUUAUUUAUGUAAAAUCAUCCAUGGGUUAAUGCCCAUUAUCUAUUAGAACACUUUUAAGUUGGAUUUCUAAUCAAUCAUAAAUGA
Messenger RNA from Paramecium sonneborni, 886 nucleotides. The record is from the annotation of a GenBank genome assembly. Lineage: Eukaryota; Ciliophora; Oligohymenophorea; Peniculida; Parameciidae.